Parasteatoda tepidariorum (common house spider) is the source of this 6448-nucleotide messenger RNA. Its product is annotated as DNA-binding protein P3A2. The record is from RefSeq and is a predicted model, not a curated record. Lineage: Eukaryota; Metazoa; Arthropoda; Arachnida; Araneae; Theridiidae. Gene Ontology annotation, molecular function: DNA-binding transcription factor activity. Gene Ontology annotation, biological process: regulation of transcription by RNA polymerase II.
CCGAUCGAUAUUGAAUUUCGUUAAUUUACGAUUGAAAAACCGGCGCUUUCUUUGCUUUAAAAAAGAUGGUUAAGCAGUGUAAAAGUUGACUAAAUCAACAGAAUUCUUGUACCUUACCGUAUUUACAAAAGAUUCUACAAUGAUGAUCCAAUUACCAGGAGAGAUGUCUUUUGAAGGAGAUGUUUCUGAGACGAAAGUUCUACUAUCUGCAAAGCAGUUGGAAGUGCUGCCGAGGGAUAAAGUUUUCUUAUUCAGUCGGAUGAGCACAGGGACUGCUAUCAGCACAGAUAUCACACCAGAUGUAGUAACAUCAACAGUUAAUCAAUCUAUAAUCAACAGUAAGUCAAUCUAUAAUGCAGAUGAGCUGAGUGAGCCCUCUUCGUCUUUGGACAGCCCGUCUUUUGAAGAUGCUGAUCUACUCAAUUCAUCCAAUGUUGCUGAUGUCACAGCUCAACUUGCUGCUGCCGGGCCAAUUGGAAUGGCUGCUGCAGCAGCAAUAGCUACAGCUAAGAAACGGAAACGACCUCAUUCUUUUGAAACGAAUCCAUCAAUUAGAAAGCGUCAACAAACGAGACUUCUAAGGAAGCUAAAAGCCACAAUAGAUGAAUAUACUAUUAGAGUAGGUCAGCAGGCCAUUGUUUUAGUGGUUACACCAGGUAAACCUCAAAACAACUUCAAAGUAUUCGGUGCUCAUCCUCUGGAAAAUGUGGUAAGAAGUUGUAAAAGUGUAAUUAUGCAAGAAUUAGAGAAUGCUUUAGCACAACAAGCACCUCCUCAAACACAAGAUGAUCCAACUCUACAUGAAUUGCCACCUUUAGUUAUAGAUGGCAUACCUACACCGGUUGAGAAAAUGACUCAGGCACAAUUACGUACUUUUAUUCCUUUGAUGCUUAAAUAUUCCACUGGAAGAGGGAAGCCAGGCUGGGGCAGAGAAUCGACUAGACCAGCUUGGUGGCCAAAAGAGUUACCUUGGGCUAAUGUUAGAAGCGAUGCUAGAACUGAUGAAGAUAAGCAAAAAGUUUCUUGGACUCAUGCAUUAAGACAGAUUGUAAUUAAUUGCUACAAGUAUCAUGGUCGAGAAGACCUCUUGCCCGCAUUUUCCAAUGAUGAUGAUAAGGAAAAGAAGGCAAUUAUUCCUACUGUUUCUGCCAUCGAAACUCUUGCAGGGGCUCAAGGGACAUUGUAUGCUCAACCUCUCACUGCACAUUAUCCAACCAUGGUUCAAACAAUUAGUAAUCCUGAUGGUACAGUGUCUCUUAUUCAAGUUGACCCUGCCAACACUGUUGUUACUCUCCCUGAUGGCACCCAAGCACAGCUACGAACUGUGAGCGCAGUCAGAGUAUUGGGACAGCAAGCUGAUGGUGAAUUAACUGCUGGUACUCAUCAAGUGAACGGCCAGACUGUCACACCAGUAAGCAUUGACCUGAAUGGAGAAGCAGGAGCUCAGGCUGUGGCAACAUUAGCUGAAGCAACCAUUAACCAAGAUGGACAAAUAAUACUUACAGGAGAAGAUGGAACACAAAGUGCUUUUCCAGUUUCUGGAAUGGUGUCGAUACCGGUGUCCAUGUACCAGACAGUUGUAGCCAAUAUAAGUCAACUGACAGACGUACAAGCACAUGGUAUUCAAGUUGCCAUGGCGCCCAUAGUCACUGAAUCUAAUGCUACUGAAGUAUCUGUUAGCGCUACCUCAUCAGAAGAAAAUGUCAGUGUUCUGACAACUGUCACAUCCUCAUCUUCAGUACAAGCUACAGAACAGAGUUAAUAUCUCUUUCUCAUUUGAUUUCUAAAGUGAUGAGAUCUAAAUACGGAGUCUUAAAAGGACUGGAAGUCUGUAAUUUUCAUGCUGUACAUAGUCUUGUUUUUCAUAAUGUACAAAUUCUGUCCAAAAGAAAAGAAAAGACACCUUCAGUAUUUACUGUAAUGCAUGUGUUCCAUGUUUGCCAUGCUGUGAUUUUAAUCAAUUCAUAAUAAUGUUGAUAUAGAAGCAAUGAGAUUGCUCUUUGUAGUUACCGAAUGGCAUUCAUAUUUGAAAAGUCAGUUUUAUACCUGAACAUGCAAAAUCAGCCAUGUACAUAAACACAUUGAUUUAAAUCAUAUUGUAUAAAAACAAAUUAAUUUAAUUUGUUAUUGAUUUUUAGAGUUUCUGAAGUUACAUGUGAUCUCAAUGGUUAUAUACUUGUGAUCUAUUAUUGUUAGUUAAUAAUUUGAGUUUUUAUUUCUUCAGUUGUAUCAAAUGGCAGUUGCACAAAUAGCUGCUCAGUUGUGAAUAUUUUUUUAAUGAUUUAGUGCAAAAUACAUGUUGUUAUCUGAGUUAUUUGUAUGCUUUAGAUUAGUUGAUUGCUAAGUUCCUUUUGUGAAUAGGCUUGUUGAAAAACUUGUCGUUUUUUCUAACAUUAUAAUUAAAUUUGUUGUUUAAGUUUCGGGUAUAUAAAAGCUUUAAUUUUUUUUUAAUCAAAUAUUUCAUUUAGAACUUACGUAUGGCUUGUGCAAUAAAACAAAAUUGUUACUAAAAAUAUGUUUUUAGCAUUGCUAGCGAAUGAACUUAUUUAAGAAAUGCAUGCUGUAUCUUGUAAAUAAGAAAUGGAAUGAUUGUUAUGAUUCUUCAUUUUCAGCUUUAAAAUGCUUGCUUUUUUGUGUAUGAGCAGUAGUGCUGGGCGAUAUGAAAUAUUUAUAUCAUUAUCAGACACUUUCUUAUAUCAUAUUAUAGGCUUAUAAUAUUAAAUCUUUUUUCAGGGUGCAUAGCCAGAUGUUUCAACAAAAAAAUAAGCAAGUUUUAAGUACAUUUUAGGCACUCCAAAAAUAAUUUUUAUCUUAAUUACAAUCUGUGCAGUAAUAAAAUAGAUUUUUUUUCUAUCAUUUAAAGUUCUUAAUUUAUUAACAUAAAAUUCAAAAAUUUUGCGUAAUCAUGAUAAAAUAACUAAUUUCUGAGAAAAUUGUGAACAUCGUACAUUUUUCGUAAUUCUGAUUGUCGCUCUAAGACGAUCAGAACAGCAAAGAUAAAAUCUCUUUUUAAAAGAUAGAAAACUAAGCACUUUUUACAAACCCUGAGUAAAAAAAAGCUCCUUUAAAGGCUCUUAAAAAAUUUAAAUAAAAAAUAAGCACCUUUAAACUUUUUUUAAAAACGCUACACACACUGUUUUACUUAUUUAACAUCAGUUGGCACUUAAUGAAUUUUGUUUCGUUAAAUAUUUUUCUACUUUAAAAUUUAGCUUAUAAGUAAGCAAUUUUCUUUGUUACUUGCAAAUUCAAGAAUGAUGAGAGGUCUGAUCAAUGUAGGUUUAGUUGCUUCUCUAUGUCCUAGAUGAUUGAGAGUGUGGAAAUGAAUAUUACUUAUCUAAUUAUUAAUAAACCAAGAAUAAUUGUCAAGUAUGUAAUAACAAGAAUUGUUAGUUUGAACAACAUUGACAAUUCUGCACGUUGAAAACAACACUUGACUUAAAUACUUUUCCACAAACCUUUUUCUAUAAAGUUAUUUUAUAGGAUAUGGUUGAUUCCUUGAGAACCAUAUUCACAAAAAAAUCUAUGUUUUUGUGAACCAUUGCGCAGUUCGAAUUUUCUGGUAAAGUGUUUGGGGGGGAAAAAAUCAAUUUUUUAAAAAUUUGUAUUAUGUUACUUAAGUCAUAUUAAAUGCAACCAGUUUGUCAGCAAAAAAAUACAAAUUCUGUUUUUAGUGUUAUAUAUAAUUAUAAAGGUUUUAAGAAGCAUAAAACUAUAAUUUUCAUUAAAAAAAUAACUUUUUUAUGAGAUGUCUGCAAAUUUUUAGACUUUGAGAACAAGACUUAUUGAAUUAAUUUAAUGUGUGUUAUUGCGCUAUUAAAAUUAUUUUUUACUGUUAUUUGGUUUAAGCAACUUUAUACUUCUGAUUAAUAUUCAAUAGAUUUUAUGGGUAAUAAUUUAUAAUUGGCCUAAAGUCUACAAUUAAUUAGUAAGCUUCAAAUGCCAUCAACACAAUGGUCUUGUUCAAAAUAUUUUCCUAAAUUCACAUUUUUAAGCUGAACAUUGAAGUUUCUCUUUUUUUGUUUUAAAAGCUAUUGCACUGCCAUUUUGUUUAACUGUGAUAGAACAUAAAGGUUCUAUACCUUAGCAGCUUUUCUGUUGCGAUUUGUAUAUUAUGUUUUUCAAUGUGGAAAAAUUCUAGUCUAAUCUUCUCUGUUAAGUAUGUUGGCUUUGUAAAAUGUAUUGUUUCUGUGAAUUAAUGUGUUUUAGAAUGUCUUAUUAGGUAAAUGAAUUUGACGUAGACCUUAAAUUCUGAAAUUUCUAACUAAUUUAUGUUUUAUGAAGUGUGAAAGAUACUUUAUAUUCCAUUAAUUUCUUGAUUUAUGUUACAAGACUUGAACUCGAAGUAAAGCUAAAUCACCUAAAGGAAUAUUUUAUUUUGGAAAAAAUAGCUUCCAAAUUGUUUUUAUAUCUUUCUUUUUUACAAUUGUUCUAGUUUCUACAUAGAAUCUAGACAGAAUAGCAAACAGUUUCAAUUAAUGGUUUUAUCAAAAUUUCAUCUAAUUAAAAAUAGCCUCUGUUUGCAUCUUUCUUAUACAUAAGAAUCUUAUGUCUUUUCAUACAUAAGAAGAGCACAUUUUGUGGAAAACUCUAAAAACUUAUUUCUGUUGAUUGAAACAUUAUAAAUUUCGAUCUUAAAAUAGCAUCUGCUUCCUGAAUCAACUUGUCCUAGAUUUAACCAGGCUCAGUGCAAGAAUAUUGUGUCAUGAAUUUAACUUUACUUUUCCAGCAAGCCUUGUAUUGUGAAGUUUUAAAAAAUUCGAAUAAAUAAAGAGCUAUUUUCUCUUUAUAGUUAAAUAAAACAGUCUUGUUUUAUUGAAACUUGAUGCGAUUUCAUACUUAACGGAUACAAUAUUGUCAUGCUUAAGUCUGCAAGUAGUUUAUUUUUCUGUAGUAUUUUAUCAUGUUUUGACUUUAAAAACUGAUAAAUCACUAAGUUUUGAUUCAGUACAUAUACAGAUAUUCAGUACAUUUUGUCCCAAAUGUUUCUGUAUCAAAGUAAAAGUUACAGGAAAAAACAAACAAACCGGUGUCUUUUUUUCAUAUUUUAGUUAAAUGAUAUUUGAUUUACUAUAAUGCAUAAAUGAGGGACAAUGUUUGUUACUCUUGAUAUUUUGGGAAUUACGUUACAUAUUUCAACAGAAAUACAAAUAUAUGUCUUUAUAAAAAGACUUCUUUUUUUAAUAAGAUAAAUUACGGUCAUAUUCAUUAACUAGCGCUUAAUUGUGUAAAUUUUUGACAUUUAUAUUUUAAGAUUCAGUUUGAAUCUUGAGUUUAAAAAAACAUGUAAAAAUUUCUUUGACAGCCACUUUAAAAGAUUUUAAUAUUUUGUGCUUUACUUUCUGGAAAAUUUGCUAUUUAUUUGCCAAGUUACAAUGUUAAUUCAGAGGUUCCACUAUACAUGAUAAGGGCAUUUUUCUUAUGGAAAAAAAGUUCACUUCUAACAUUGAUUCUGAAUCACUUACCAAAAUGUAAUUUAUUCAUAGUUUCGAAAUUAUUUUUUGGAUAAAAUUUUGUGACUUUAAUGGCCUAAAGAGAGCUUAAAAAAUUUAUUUAAAAGUGCCUGCUUUAACUGUUCAAAAUUGAAAUAAACGUAACACUUUGAUGAAUACUUUAAAAUUAGCUAUGUAAUUAAAAAAACACUGAAAUAAACAAAUUUGUAUAAAUUUUUUGUUAAUUAAUUAUAGUCGGUUUUGUCAUUAAACUUUUUUUCUCACGUUCCUGAUUGUAAAUUAUCCAAACAAAAACAUCUUAAAUUAUAUAUUUAAUUAUAUAAUGUCCCCCUGUUGUUUUGCCAACUGUACAUCUGCCAUAUUUAAACUGUUUUAUAUUCUACUAAGAACCUAAUAGUUUUAGUGCACUUGUUUCCAGAUUUUGUUUCCUUUCUAAUUAAUAACCAACUGCCUGGAUUAUGCUAACUAAUUGCCUGGAAUUUUUUUUACUAAUAAAAAUAUGUUAAAAAUAACUUCUCAACUGCAAAAAGUAUUUUUUAUAGCUCAUUUGUUAAAAAAAGAUUGUCCCUCUAAAAAUCUAAUUUCAUUAAUAAUGUUUGGGUAAAUUGUGCCAAAGAAAAAAAAAUUAUUUUUGUGUGUAUAUGUGAAAAUAAUGUCAUAGUAUAUAGAAUGAACAUAUCUUGUAGAUCUGGCAGUGUUUUUAUCCCUUGGGCUUUUUUUUUUUUUUUCUUUGUUCCUGUAUUAAAUAUAUUUAUCUAUUUGUUUUAAAAACCUGAAAAUAAAAACCAAAUAUAACUUCUAAAUGUUUAUAUAUUUUAAUUAUGGACUUGAGUGAAAUCUAUGUAACAUAACUUAACAGUCAGUCUUAGAUUGUAGUGUAUAUAUAUUAGAUUGUGUAAGAUUUAAUUUAUGUGAAAUUGUUAUGACAAACAUGAUUUUGUGUCUGUAGACUAAAAUAUUCAUCUUGUCAAACGAAUAAACUAUGCAAAAAAUUUCAA